Molecule: messenger RNA, 1498 nt
Organism: Penaeus monodon (black tiger shrimp)
Lineage: Eukaryota; Metazoa; Arthropoda; Malacostraca; Decapoda; Penaeidae
Product: bestrophin-2-like
Exons: 9
Coding region: 119-1243 (374 amino acids)
Molecular function (GO): chloride channel activity
Source: RefSeq, a predicted model, not a curated record
UUUCGCAAAGGGCGUUGCAACUAGGAUAGCUCACAUGUGUUUCCUGCACUAACAACAGAAUACAAACAGUGAUUGGAAUCAUUCGGUCUUUUUCUCUGUAGUCGGAGAACCGUCCAUCAUGACAGUUACCUACAGCAAAAACAUCCCGAACACUAAUUUCUGUGCCUUCACCAAACUCCUCUUCAGAUGGCGGGGCAGCGUCUUUAAGUUGGUUUUGCCAGAACUUGUUGUAUACAUGUUCGUGUACUUCAUGUUCUCAGCUCUCUACAGAUUCGCUCUCCCUGAAGACUGCAAGAGAAUAUUCGAAAAGAUCGUGUUGAUCUGCGAGUCCUUUAGCACCGCCGUCCCCCUCUCGUUCGUGCUGGGCAUAUACGUGACCAUCGUCGUGACCCGCUGGUGGGACCAGUACAUGCUUAUUCCGUGGCCUGACGACGUGUGCAUCCUGGCAGCCACUUACAUCAACAAGCAGGUGUGCGGGUUGAAAAAGCCGUUGAUAAAAGCCUUACGUCGUUUAAUCACCUCUCUCUGUUUCGCAGCCUCACCCCCUGGAUCACCUCUACCGACGGUGCUCCAGGGGUACGCAGGCUACAUGACCCUGAGCGAGAAGGCGAUCCUGGAGGACCUGGAUGAGGAGUCGAACCACAACAAGAUGUGGCUUCCGCUGGCCUGGGCUUGCUUGCUGAUUGCCCAAGCACGACGCGAGGGACGACUCAUCGACGACCACGGACAAAAGGCCCUGGCCAUCGAGAUCACCAACCUGCGAUAUCACUGUAGCAGGCUUCAGGAAUACCACACCAUGAGUGUACCGUUGGUCUACACGCAGGUGGCCACCAUGGCGACGUACACCUUCUUCAUCUCGUCCAUCAUGGGCCAGCAGUUCCUGGACCCGAGCCAGGGCUACCCGGGCCAUUCCGUCGACGGCUACAUCCCCAUGUUCAGUAUCCUUCAGUACCUCUUCUACAUGGGCUGGCUGAGGGUGGCGGAGUCGCUGCUCAACCCUUUUGGCGAAGACGACGAUGAUUUCGAUAUCAUCGAGUUUCUUACCCGCCAUUUCGAGGUUUCGUGUCUCAUCGUGGACGAAAUGCUGACUGUUCAACCAGACGCGGUGCAGGAUUUCGCCCAAGGAAAGGCCCCCGUGGACAAGCGCCACUUCUCUGCCGGAGGUCGAGUUCCACUACACACGAGAGAACCCGCAGGUCGUCAUCACCAACGAAGUGAAACUGGUGAAAGCAACAUUUACUGAGACCAGCGCCCCGCUCAGCCUCCUCCCCCCCGAGGAGAUCGGCCUCCGCCCCCAGUACCGCCAACGCGUGAGCAGCGCCCGCCGUUCACCGUCACCUGUUGGGCCGAACGUGUGGUAGUGACGUCACCGGCAACUGGCAGCUGGCGACUGGCGACUGGCACUUGGCAGCCUCGAGCCCUAAAUACAGCCAAAGAGAGCCAGGAGGAGGAGGAGGAGGAGUUAAUCUGCCCAUAUUGGGACAGAGGUAUAAUCCGA